Rubroshorea leprosula is the source of this 1235-nucleotide messenger RNA. Lineage: Eukaryota; Viridiplantae; Streptophyta; Magnoliopsida; Malvales; Dipterocarpaceae. The record is from the annotation of a GenBank genome assembly.
GGCCAGCAUUCUGGAAGUCAGAGUCCAAUGGCGACGCUCCGGACCUUGAGAAACAGAACGGCGACGGCGGCGAGCCACCUCCUCACUCGCUUCCACGACUGGUCGAUAUUUUUCCCCGAUCAUCAGCUCUCCAACACGAUAACAAGAAGAUCACUGCAAACCCUAGCAUACGAAGAAAUCCAAUCUUCUCCAGAAAAACCCUACGCUCGCACAGCUUUCGUUCUCCACGGUCUUCUCGGCACCGGCCGAAACUGGCGCUCAUUCUCCCGCAGUCUCGCCUCCACUCUAUCCAAAUCAUCCCCAUCUGAGUGGAGGAUGGUGCUGGUGGAUUUGAGGAACCAUGGGAAGUCAGCUGAGAUCGAGGGAUUUGAUCCGCCGCAUGAUAUAAUGAAUGCAGCUAAGGAUUUGGCUAAUUUGGUGAAGCACAAGGGAUGGGCUUGGCCUGAUGUUGUCAUUGGCCACUCUAUGGGCGGCAAGGUCGCAUUGCAAUUUGCACAGAGUUGUGUUGCCAGCGAUUAUGGUGAAAAUGUUGCUAUUCCCAAGCAGCUGUGGGUCCUUGAUUCUGUCCCUGGAGAAGUAAAGACUGAAAAUAGUGAUGGUGAAGUAGAGAAAGUAUUGCAGACCUUGCAGAGUUUACCUUCAUCUCUUCCCUCACGGAGGUGGCUUGUUAAUCACAUGAUGGAACUUGGGUUCUCGAAGUCAUUGUCUGAAUGGAUAGGCAGUAACCUCAAGAAAUCUGGAGAACAAGAGACAUGGGCUUUUAAUCUUGAAGGUGCCAUCCAGAUGUUUAAUUCAUACAGGGAGAUGUCCUAUUGGUCUUUGUUGGAGCAACCGCCAAAAGGAAUGGAAAUCGCCAUUGUACGUGCUGACAAGAGUGACCGAUGGGACCCAGAUGUGGUGAAGCAGCUUGAAAGCCUUUCCAGUCGGGAAGGAGAUGGAUCUGAGGGGAGGUUUUUGGUUCAUAUUCUCCGUAAUUCAGGCCAUUGGGUCCAUGUUGACAAUCCAAAGGGCCUUGUUGAGAUAGUGGCUCCCAAGAUUAUCUCUCUUCAAUAGGGUUUUGAUACCUGUGGUAUGAAAUUAUAGUCAUGGAUUAUUCUUAUUAUUGUUACGAUGUUGGCAUUGGCAGACCAAGAAACUGAAGCACAUGAACACAACAUAAAAGGAAAAUCCACUAAUUGCGUGGAUAUAUUCUUAAUGCAAACUUUCCAUUCUGAGAAUUAAUCUUCUUGAGAUGG